AUGGAUUACAGUUCCUACAGUGGUGUCCCGAGGUUCUUGACUAGGCCCAAAGCCUUUGUGGUGUCUAUGGGGAAAGAUGCCACCUUGAGCUGCCAGAUCAUUGGGAAUCCCAUCCCCCUGGUGAGCUGGGAGAAGGACAAACUUCCCAUCCAAACGGGAGGACGGUUCAAAAUGGUCGAAGACGACGACCUCUAUCGUCUAACGAUUUACAACUUGAGCCUGGAGGACAGCGGCCAAUACAUCUGCCGGGCCAAGAACACGAUUGGGGAAGCCUUUGCUGCGGUCAGCAUCAAAGUCGGGGAGCAGACCACCGUGACCGAAUCGGCCCCUUACUUCAUCCAGAAGCCAACAUCCAUCCGUGUGAUUAUGGGAGAAGAUGCCAUGUUCAAGUGCAUCGUGCAAGGCAGCCCUCCUCUUUCCAUAAACUGGGAGAAGGAUGGGAAGUACCUGGGCAAGCGUUCAGAUUCCAACCGCAUCCGCAUUGAGUCCCAGGGGGAGAAGAACGCCCUCAAGAUCCAAAGUACUCGGCUGGGGGACAGUGGGACCUACACGUGCCACGCAGAGAACCCUCUUGGAUCCUCCAGCGCAGGAGCCGCCUUGAUGGUGGACAUGCCCGAUUCUUAUAGCCCGGGGAGCACAAGGCACAGCCUAGACAGCAGUACCACCAAGACCUCUCCUCUGUUGUCCCACAUGCAGAAAAGACGGGAAGAGAUCAGGAAGACCGACUUGUCCGCCACGGACUCUGUGAUCGCUACCAAAGGACGGUCCAAACUUGGCCUGAGCUUGUCCCUGGAUUAUGAGAGGGCUGCUAGCUUGACUUCCAAGGGCCUCCGGGGUGACGGAGGCCCGUAUUAUCGUGUCACGACACGGAGCGUCACGGUCACCGAAGGAAAGCACGCCAAAAUGAGCUGCUAUGUUACCGGAGAACCCAAGCCGGAGACGGUUUGGAAGAAGGACGGCGAGGUUAUCCUCGAAAGUCGGAGGCACAUCAUCUAUGAGGAUGAGCAGGAGAAUUUUGUGCUGAAGAUCCUCUUCUGCAAGCAGGUCGAUAACGGCCUCUACACCUGCACAGCUUCUAACUUGGCAGGGCAGACCUACAGUUCUGUGCUGGUUACCGUCAAAGAACCAAGGAUUCCUUUCAAGACAAAACUACAAGAUUUGGAAGUUCGGGAAAAGGAGUCAGCGAGUUUCAUGUGUGAAGUGCCCCGUUCUGAGAUGGAAACCACGUGGUUCAGAGAGGAGACCAGACUUCAACAGAAUGAAAAAUACAAUAUCGAAGAACAAGGGACGUACCGGAAGCUCACGGUCCAAAAUGUGACCAUGGACGAUGACGCCGUCUAUAUUUGUGAGAUGAAAGAAGGUAGCAGAACCAUCGCAGAACUGAGUGUCCAAGGUAACAUCAUCAAGAAACUGCCGAGGAAGACCGCUGUCAGUAUAAAAGACACCGCAGUAUUCUGUGUGGAACUGGAAAAAAAAUGUCAGAAGUUCCGGUGGUUGAAGAAUAAGGAGGAAUUAAAGCCCAGCGCACGAACUUCCUUCACCUCCACGGACAAGGAGUGCAGCAUGAUCAUCCGAGACUGUCAGAUGGAAGAUGCAGGAGAAAUUGUGUUUGUGGCUGAUGAAUGUAGAACAUCUACCCAGUUUACUGUCUCUGCUCCGAAGAAGCCCCCAUCACAUCCUCCAACUGACCCAGUGGUGAAAAAUAAAACAGAAACCUCAGUGAUGUUAGCCUGGUCCCUUCUGAAGACGGACCGUCCUAUUCCUAUUGAUGGAUACCUCGUUGAACGUAAGAAGCUGACCGGAUUCACUUGGCUGAGGUGCCACGAAUCGCUGGUCCCCCAGACUGAAUUCACGGUAAACAACAUCACUGAAGAGGCUGACUAUCAGUUCCGAGUUUCAGCAGUCAACAAUUAUGGGCAAAGCGAUUACCUGGAAUUUCCUGGAAUCUGGCACCUUGAACCUACUCUGGCGGUGAAAAACCCUUUAAGAAAUAUUGAAGUCGCACCAGGAAGAGAUGCCGACUUCACUGUUGACCUCACUAUCCCUUGUCCCGGCUUGUGGUAUAUCAACGGCAACCUUGUUCAGAACAGCGACAAAUACAUAAUUACGAGAACCAAAACGAGCCACAGUCUAACCAUCAAGCGGGUCACGAGCGCCUUCAAAGAGGCCGAGGUGAAAUUUGUUGCCAAGGAUAUAGAAAGCACUGGAAAAGUCACCUUGAAAGAUGAAGUGGCAAAGUUUCUCAAUGAAUCGGCCCCUGGGAUUUCCGUCAACCUUCAUGAGAAGUUUGAACUGGUCUGUGAGGUAUCAUCGGCUACUGAUGGUGUCGUGUGGAAAAAGGGGAAGAAAGACAUCAAGCCGGACCAAAGGGUGACAUUUUCUGUUCAGGGAAAACAGCGAAAGCUUAUUGUCAAUAAUGCUGAAAAGGAAGAUGAAGGGGUGUAUACCUGCGAAUCAAAGGAUGACAGAUUAACCUUUCAAGUUGAGGUCAAAGAAGCUGAGGAGGUGUUUGUCAACAAGGAGAAGGUCCAGAAGGACAUCAAGGCUGUGGCUUCAGAGAACGUCUCUCUCAGCUGUGAGGUGGCCCAGGCCAAGACAGAAGUCAGAUGGUUCAAGGAUGGGAAACUGAUCACCGCCAGCAAGAAAUUCAAGGUAGAAGCAGAAGGCAGAUCCCGUCAUCUGGUUGUGCAGCAUGUGGAGAAGAAGGAUGCAGGGGAAUACACCUGUGAGGCAGAUGGCCAGAGACUCACCUUCAAAGUAGCUGUUGCAGAUAAAGAAGCUGAGGAGGUCUUUGCCAACAAAGAGAAGGUCCAGAAAGAGGUCGUGGCAAUUAUCUCAGCAAAUGCUUCAUUCAGCUGUGAGGUGGCCCAGGCUGAGACAGAAGUGAGGUGGUUCAAGGACGGGAAACUGAUCACCCCCGGCAAGAAAUUCAAGGUAGAAGCAGAAGGCAGAUCCCGGUGUCUGGUUGUGCAGAAGGUGGAGAAGAAGGAUGCAGGUGAAUACACCUGCGAAGCCAAUAGCCAGACACUGACCUUCAGAGUAACUGCAGCAGAUAAAGAAGCCAAGGAGGUGUUUGCCAACAAGGAGAAGGUCCAGAAGGACAUCAAGGCUGCUGCUUCAGAGAACGUCUCUCUCAGCUGUGAGGUGGCCCAGGCCAAGACAGAGGUCAGAUGGUUCAAGGACGGGAAACUGAUCACCGCCAGCAAGAAAUUCAAGGUAGAAGCAGAAGGCAGAUCCCGUUGCCUGGUUGUGCAGCAGGUGGAGAAGAAGGAUGCAGGCGAAUUCACCUGUGAGGCAGAUGGCCAGAAGCUGACCUUCAAAGUCACUGUUGAAGAAGCCGAGGAGGCGUUUGCCAACAAGGAGAAGGUCCAGAAGGACAUCAAGGCUGUGGCUUCAGAGAACGUCUCUCUCAGCUGUGAGGUGGCCCAGGCCAAGACAGAGGUCAGAUGGUUCAAGGAUGGGAAACUGAUCACCGCCAGCAAGAAAUUCAAGGUAGAAGCAGAAGGCAGAUCCCGUUGCCUGGUUAUGCAGCAGGUGGAGAAAAAAGAUGCAGGCGAAUACACCUGUGAGGCAGAUGGCCAGAAGCUGACCUUCAAAGUCAUGGUUGCAGAAGCUGAGGAGGUGUUUGUCAACAAGGAGAAGGUCCAGAAGGACAUCAAGGCUGUGGCUUCAGAGAACGUCUCUCUCAGCUGUGAGGUGGCCCAGGCCAAGACGGAAGUCAGAUGGUUCAAGGACGGGAAAUUGAUCACUGCCAGCAAGAAAUUCAAGGUAGAAGCUGAAGGCAGAUCCCGUCGUCUGGUUGUGCAGCAGGUGGAGAAGAAGGAUGCAGGAGAAUACACCUGUGAGGCAGAUGGCCAGAGACUCACCUUCAAAGUAACUGUUGCAGAUAGAGAAGCUAAGGAGGCGUUUGCCAACAAGGAGAAGGUCCAGAAGGACAUCAAGGCUGUGGCUUCAGAGAACGUCUCUCUCAGUUGUGAGGUGGCCCAGGCCAAGACAGAGGUCAGAUGGUUCAAGGAUGGGAAACUGAUCACCGCCAGCAAGAAAUUCAAGGUAGAAGCAGAAGGCAGAUCCCGUUGUCUGGUUGUGCAGCAGGUGGAGAAAAAAGAUGCAGGCGAAUACACCUGUGAAGCAGAUGGCCAGAAGCUGACCUUCAAAGUCAUGGUUGCAGAAGCCAAGGAGGUAUUUGCCAACAAGGAGAAGGUUCAGAAGGACAUCAAGGCUGUGGCUUCAGAGAACGUCUCUCUCAACUGUGAGGUGGCCCAGGCCAAGACAGAGGUCAAAUGGUUCAAGGAUGGAAAAUUGAUCACCGCCAACAAGAAAUACAAGGUAGAAGCAGAAGGCGGAUCCCGUCAUCUGGUUGUGCAACAGGUGGAGAAGAAGGAUGCAGGCAAAUACACCUGUGAGGCAGAUGGCCAGAAGCUGAACUUCAAAGUAACUGUUGCAGAUGCAAAAGCCGAGGAGGUGUUUGUCAACAAGGAGAAGGUCCAGAAGGACAUCAAGGCUGUGGCUUCAGAGAACGUCUCUCUCAGCUGUGAGGUGGCCAAGGCCAAGACAGAGAUCAAAUGGUUCAAGGAUGGGAAAUUGAUCACCGCCAGCAAGAAAUUCAAGGUAGAAGCAGAAGGCAGAUCCUGUUGCCUGGUUGUGCAGCAGGUGGAGAAAAAAGAUGCAGGGGAAUACACCUGUGAGGCAGAUGGCCAGAAACUGACCUUCAAAGUAGCUGUUGCAGAAGCCAAGGAGGUCUUUGCCAACAAAGAGAAGGUCCAGAAAGAGGUCAUGGCAAUUAUCUCAGCAAAUGCUUCAUUCAGCUGUGAGGUGGCCCAGGCUGAGACAGAAGUGAGGUGGUUCAAGGACGGGAAACCGAUCACCCCCGGCAAGAAAUUCAAGGUAGAAGCAGAAGGCAGAUCUCGUUGUCUGGUUGUGCAACAGGUGGAGAAGAAGGACGCAGGUGAAUACACCUGCGAAGCCAAUAGCCAGACACUGACCUUCAGAGUAACUGUUGCAGAAGCCAAGGAGGUGUUUGCCAACAAGGAGAAGGUCCAGAAGGACAUCAAGGCUGUUGCUUCAGGGAAUGCUUCUCUGAGCUGUGAGGUGGCCCAGGCCAAGACGGAAGUCAAAUGGUUCAAGGAUGGAAAAUUGAUCACCGCCAACAAGAAAUUCAAGGUAGAAGCAGAAGGCAGAUCCCGUCAUCUGGUUGUGCAACAGGUGGAAAAGAAAGAUGCAGGAGAAUACACCUGUGAAGCAGAUGGUCAGAGACUCACCUUCAAAGUAACCGUAACAGAAGCCGAGGAGAUGUUUGCCAACAAGGAGAAGGUCCAGAAGGACAUCAAGGCUGUGGCGUCAGAGAACGCCUCCCUCAGUUGCGAGGUGGCCCAGGCCAAGACGGAAGUCAAAUGGUUCAAGGAUGGAAAAUUGAUCACCGCCAGCAAGAAAUUCAAGGUAGAAGCAGAAGGCAGAUCCCGUCGUCUGGUUGUGCAGCAGGUGGAGAAGAAAGAUGCAGGAGAAUACACCUGUGAAGCUGGACAGCAGAAGUUGACCUACAAAGUCAUUGUUGAAGAGAUUCCUGAAAUAUUUACUAAUAUGGACAAAAUAAAGAAGGAGGUCAUGGCAGUCCUGAAAGAGAACACAGUUUUGGCCUGUGAGGUGGCUGCUGCUGACACUCAGGUGAAAUGGUACAAAGAUGGAAAACCCAUCACCAUCAGCAAAAACAUCAAGAUGGAGUCAGAUGGAACCACCCGGAAACUGCUCCUGGAGCAGGUGGCAACCAAGGACAUUGGAGAGUAUACCUGUGAAGCAGGUGGCCAGAAACUGACCUUCAAGGUUGAAGCAAUUGAACCGGAGGUCAAAUUCCAAAGAAAAGCUGCUCAGGAGGAGACAAUUGUCACUCAGGAGCACAAGAAUGCCACCCUCUCCACUUUGGUAGAACCUGAUGAUGCGGAGGUCAAAUGGUUCAAGGAUGGAGUUGAGAUCAAAGACGGCAAGAAAUAUGAGGUGAAGAAAGAGAAGGCUGCUAGGACCUUGACUGUGAAAAUGGCUGAAGCCAAAGAUGCUGGUGUGUAUACCUGUGAGAUCAAGAAUGAUAAGCAGCAGUUCCGGCUGAAAGUGCAAGAAAUACCGGUGAAGUUUGCCAAGAAGCUGGAGCCAGUGAAAGCUGAGAUCGGAAGGACCCUGAGUUUGAGUUGUGAACUCAGCCAGCCCGAAGGCGCGGUUGUCUGGCGCAAGGACGGAGUGGAACUCAAAGCUAGCAAGCGCUACCAGAUGCAAGAGAUCGGUGCAAAACGGGUGCUGGUCAUCACAGGCCUGCGGGCUGAAGACAAGGGAGAUUAUUGCUGUGAGACAAGAAAUGACCAGUGUACCAUGCAAGUCACCCCUGCAGCCCCUCGCAUUGUGAAGUUUGUCAAAGGCCUCUCCAAAAUCACAGCAGAAGAAGGCGGGGAGGCUGUUUUCAAGUGCACCGUCUCCCCCAGCGAUGCAGCCGUCACGUGGAGCCACCGCGGAGCCAAAAUCGAAGCCAGUAAGAAAUACAUCAUUUCUCAUCAGGACAUCAAUCACAGUCUCACCGUCACUGACCUGACCCUCCAAGACACCGGUGAAAUCACAGCUGAAGCCGAAGGAGCAGACAGCAAAGCCCACCUGAAAGUGGAAGAAGUGCCGGUGUUAUUCCUGAAGAAGCUGGAGGCAAAAGCCGUGGAGGAGAAGCAGAUGGUGGUCCUAGAAGUAGGGCUGUCCAAGCCAACCGCAGAGGUGAAAUGGGCGAAGAACGGGAGUGUGCUUCACCCAACUGCCAACAUGGAGAUCAAGGCCCAGGGGACCAAGCACAGCCUGGUGAUUAAGAGCGCGGCAUGCGAUGACCGCGGGUUUUAUUCGUGUGAAACUCUCCACGACAAGACGCAAGCCAAAGUCACGGUAGAAAUGAGACCCAUCAAGUUGAUCAAAGGACUGCAGCCAACAGAUGUUCAUGAAAAGGAAUCUGUCACCUUUGAGGUGGAACUGUCCCACGAAAAUGUGGAAGCCAUUUGGAUGAAGGAUGGUCUGCGUCUCAAAUCGCAGGACAACUGCCAUAUAAUCGUCCAAGGGAAGAAGCAUUCGCUGACCCUUUCUUCCCUGACGCUUGAGGACUCAGGUCUUAUUUCUUUCAAGGCCGAAGGUAUUCACACGACAGGCAGGCUUAAUGUGAAAGAAUCCCCAGUGAAAAUCAUCACGCCUUUAGGAGAUCUCAGAGUUCAGAACAAGGAUGACGUAACCCUGGAGUGCGAGCUUUCCAGGCCUAAUGCAGAAGUCAGGUGGCGCAAGAACGGAGUGGAGAUACGGCCCAAUAAAAAGAUGGAAAUCGUUUCCAGAGGGACGAAGCGAAGCCUCACAAUUCACAAAUGUGAAUACGAAGACCAAGGGACGUACAUGUGUGAUGCUGUGGACGACAAGAGCUCGGCUGUUUUGGAGAUUUAUGCCCGGGACAUCAAGAUUGUGAAACCUUUGGAAGAUAUGGAAGUGAAUGAAAAAGAGCCUGCUUCUUUUCUCUGUGAGAUUUCGCAUGAUGACGUCCAAACACUGUGGUUCAGUAAUGAGAACAAAAUCCGGGCUGGAGAGAACAUCAAGCUACGUCAGGAAGGGAAAAGCCACACGCUUGUCUACCGAAGCGUGGAGAUGCAGGAUUCUGCAGAGAUCAAAUUUGUGGCCGAAGUUGCAGAAUCCCGAGCUCAGCUUCAAGUAAAAGAACUGCCCGUAAAGAUAGUUAAACCCCUCCGUGUGAAGAUUGCCAUUGAAAGACACCGGGGGUUCAUGGAAUGCCAAGUCUCUCGUCCAAAUGCUGCGGUCAAGUGGUUCAAGGGAGACCAUGAAAUCCAUCCAAGCCAGAAGUAUGAGAUGGUGAGCGAGGGGAUCUACCGAAAACUAGUAAUCAACGAGACGGAGUUUGAGGAUGAAGGCAUUUACACCUGUGAUGCCGUUGAUGACAAAAGCAGCGCCCAGUUCUACGUGGAAGAACAAUCCAUCAACAUCGUGAAGGAGCUGAGAGAUGUUGAGGUGACCGAACCAGCAGAAGCCAGGUUUGAGUGUGAAAUCUCCAUUCAGUCAGUGAAGCCCCCCAAAUGGUCUCUUCGUGGUGAACUGCUGAAGGAUGGCCCAAAUGUCAUCAUAGAACAAGAGGGGAGAAUCCACCAGCUGGUCCUGAGGAAGACCAAUGUAGCGAUGACAGGCACCGUCCAGUUUGCCAUUGGCAAAUCCAAAUCCUUGGCAGAUCUAGUGGUCAAAGAAAUUCCCGUGGUCUUCACCAGGCCACUAGAAGACAAGACUGUCCUGGAAACCCAUUCCGUGGUCCUCUCUUGCGACUUCAAGCCAUCCCCCAAAGAGGUUGAGUGGUACAGGAACCAUACCCUCCUGGAACCUUCUGAGAAAUUUAAGUUCAAGAGGGAAAAAUUCACAGCUGAGCUUAAAAUCCUGAGGCUGACUGUUGGGGAUUCUGGAGUUUACAGAUGUAAAGCUGGAAGCGCAGAGACGAAAGCCACGUUGACCAUUUUGGAACGCAAAGUGGAGAUCACCAAACAUCUGCAGGACAUGGAAGUCGAUGAAGAGGGCUGUGCCGCCUUUUCCUGCGAGUUGUCUGAAGACAGCGAGGAGGUUGAAUGGUUCCUCAAUGACACCCACCUCUUCCCAAACAACUUCAAUGAGAUAAAGCAGUUGGGCAAGUCCCACAGCCUGACCCUCAAGCACGUCAUGCCAGAAGACAGUGGGACGGUGACAAUCAAGGUCCAGAAGAAAGUCUCCGAAAGUGCCCGGUUGAAGGUGAAAGAGAAGCCCGCCGUCUUCAUGAAAUCUUUGGACGAUGUGGUUGCGGAGGAGCAAAGCACCGUCAAGCUGGAGUGCGAAGUCUCGAAGCCGAAGGUUAAGCCUGUGUGGAAAAAGGAAGGGGUGGAACUCACCCCGGGAGACAAAUAUGAGAUGCUGCAGUCUGGGAAGGCUCUGGGGCUCAUCAUCCGGGAUCUCAGCAAGGACGACGCAGGAUGGUACACCUGUGAUCUUGGCACGGAUGUCGCCAAGUCUAAAGUCAUCAUUCAAGAGCUUAAUAUUGGCAUUACAAAGCGUCUAAAGAGCGUUGAAGUCCAAGAAGGGGAGAGUUGUAGCUUUGAAUGCAUUCUCUCCCAUGAGAGUGUGGAAGGUUGCCGAUGGCUUAUCAAUGGGAAUGAGGUGGGCCAGGAUGCACGGUUCAAAGCCUUCAACAGAGGCAGAAAAUAUACCCUCACAAUCAAGAAAACCCUUGUUUCUGAUGCCGGGGAGGUGUUGUUUUCCAUCCAUGACUUAAAAUCCAAAGCAUCUCUUGUUGUGAAAGAAAAACCAGCAGAAUUCAUAAGAGGCCUGGAGGACAAGUCAACUUCCAUAGGACAGGAAGUUAGCCUGAGCUGUGACUUGUCAAGAUGGGAUAACAACCUGAAGUGGAAGAAGGAUGGCAAAGAGAUUCGGAGAAGCCAAAAAUAUGAUCUGCAUCAGGAAGGAACACGGGCAAUAUUAAUAAUCCAUGACGCCACAGUUAAAGAUAGUGGGGAAUAUACCUGUGAGACAGAACUCUCCAGAACAAGAGCGACACUGUCUGUGGAAGAAGCUGGGAACUGCUUCAUCAAGGACCUUUCAGACCUGAAGCUGGAGGAGAACAAAAAUGCUGUCCUUACAUGUGAAACCAAGAAGCCAGCUUCUACUGUGACCUGGAGGAAAGGCAUUGUUGACCUUCAAGCGAGCCAGAAAUACGAGAUGAGCCAAAAAGGGACCACCCUGCAACUCACCGUGAAUGAACUAAAAGAGAAAGACAGUGAUAUCUACACCUGUGACAUUGGCGACAGCCAAUCCAGUGCAAAGCUGGUGGUACAAGCCCCGCCUGUACUUUUUAAGCAAGAGCUGCAGAACAGGGAAACGAAGGAAGGGAAUAAGGUCCGCCUUACCUGUGAGCUUAACAAACCAGAUCUGCCUGUGCAGUGGAUGAAGGGAAAUGUAGUUCUGGAAGCAGGUGACAAAUACGAAUUCAAGCAGCGUGGUCCCGUGGCCGAGCUUGUCAUUCGGGAUGCAAAGCCAUCGGAUGCGGGGGAGUAUAUUUGCAAAAGUGGAGAGCUGAAGACCUCUGCCCAAGUAGAGGUGACAGCUGCACCCAUCCUUUUUAAGGAAGAGCUUAAGGAUAUGGAAAAGAAAGAGGGGGAGACUGUAGCUUUGCGCUGCGUCCUCACCACGCCGGAGGUAGCUGUGGCAUGGAAGAAGGGAACAACUCUCCUUCGGGCAUGUGAGAAGUAUGAGAUCAAGCAGGAAGGCUGUGUGGCUGAACUGCUGAUUCAUCACGCACAGCCAGAGGAUGCAGGGAAAUACAUUUGCAAUAUGGGAGAGCAGCAGAGCACGGCUCAGAUCAAAGUCCAUGCUACGCCAAUCAGUUUUAAAGACACACUGAAGAACACAGAAGCCAGGGAAGGCGGAGUAGCUACUCUCCGUUGUGAACUGAAUAAACCUGCUCCAGUGGAGUGGAUGAAAGGACAGAAAGGUUUACGGCCGAGCAGCAAGUACCGAAUGAAGAAAGAAGGUGCCACUGUUGAGCUGACAAUCCAUGAUCUGGACCUGAAGGACGCUGGAGAUUACACCUGCAUCUCUGGAGAUCAAAAGACGACCGCAGUCUUAACCGUGAAUGCCUUGGCAGCGCAUUUCAAAACUCCACUGAAAAACCAGGAAGUGACUGAAAGUGGUACUGCCACACUGCAUUGUGAGUUGACCAAGGCUGUGGAUUCUGUUGUGUGGAUGAAGGAUGAAAAGGUACUGACACCAAGUGACAAAUACAGAAUGAGGCUAGAAGGUCGCUUCGCUGAGCUAUCCAUCGAAGAUCUGGAGGUGGCAGAUGCUGGAAGUUAUACCUGCGUGUGUGCGGAUGAGAAGACCAAAGCGACUUUGAAAGUGAAUGCACUGCCCGUGUUUUUCCAAGAAGAGUUAAAAAGCAAGGAAGUGACAGAGGGAGAAUCAGUGACGCUGCACUGUAAGCUGAGCAAGGCAGCUCCUGUGGAAUGGUACAAGGGACCGAGGGCGCUGAAACCGGAUGGAAAAUUCCAACUAAAACAGGAAGGUCCUUGUGCUGAGCUGGUGAUCCAGGACCUGGAUGUCACUGAUUCUGGAGAUUACACCUGCAAAUGUGGAGGGCAGAAGACUACAGCUAGACUCACCAUAAAUGCCCUGCCGGUCCUUUUCAACAAACCCUUGAAGGAUGAAGAAGCUACGGAGGGCAAAGUUGCCAUUCUUCAGUGUGAGCUGAACAAACCUUCUGCCCCCAUAGAGUGGAAGAAAGGGCACAAGAUCCUUAAACCAGGAAGCAAGUACAAAAUGAAACGUGAAGGGAGAGUUGCUGAACUACUCAUCCAAAACUUGGAAGUAACCGAUUCUGGAAACUAUAGUUGUACAUCUGGAGAACAGCAAACGGCGGCAACUUUAGAAGUCAAGGCUGUGCCCAUUCUUUUCAAAGAAGGGCUGAAGAAUCGAGAAGCUGUUGAAGAUGCCACAGCCACUCUCCGUUGUGAAAUGACCAAAGCUGGGGCUGAGGUACAGUGGAAAAAAGGAUCACAAACCCUUAAGUCAAGUGAUAAGUGCAGAAUGAGGCAGGAAGGCCCUGUAGCUGAACUGUUGAUUCGAGAUUUGCAAGUGGAGGACACAGGAGAUUAUUCCUGUGUGUGUGGAGAGCAGAAGACCACAGCCGUCUUGACCGUUCAUGCUCUGCCUGUGCACUUCCAAGAAGAACUUACAAGCCAAGAGGUCUUGGAAGGAAGAGCAGCCGUGCUGCGCUGUGCCUUAAGUAAAGCUGCUCCGGUGGAUUGGCAGAAAGGGACACAGAUGCUCCAGCCAAGUGCCAAGUACAAAAUCAAACAGAAGGAAAAUGUUGCUGAGCUCACAAUCCAGGACGUCACUGAACAGGAUGCGGGAGAGUAUUCCUGCGUCUGUGGGGAUCAAACCACAUCGUCCUCUGUAACUGUGCAGGCCUUACCUCCACGUUUCAAAGUAGAGCUGAAGAACCUGGAAGCUGCAGAAGAUGGAGCAGCCACCCUGUGGUGUGAACUGACCAAAGCUUCUGCUCCUGUGGAGUGGUGGAAGGGCAGUGAGAUGCUUAAGCCAAGUGACAAAUAUGAAAUGAAACUGGAAGGUGUUGUGGCUGAACUUGUUGUUCACAGCUUGCAACUCGCAGAUACUGGUGAUUACAGCUGCACCGUUGGUGAUGCGAAGACUUCAGCUUUCUUAAGGGUGAAUGCCAUCCCUGCCCACUUCAAGAAGGGUCUGGAAGACAAAGAGGCUUCAGAAGGUGGAACUGUUGUUUUCCAGUGUGAGCUGACAAAAGCAGCUUCUGUGGAGUGGAGAAAGAAGCACAAGACACUCCGAGCAAAUGGCAAAUACAACAUAAAGCAGGAAGGUCCUGUGUUAGAGUGUGUGAUCCUCAACCUGGAACUUAGAGAUGCUGGAGAAUACUCCUGUGUAUGCGGUGAUCAGAAAACAACUGCGGCUUUGGCAGUACAUGCCCUACCUCCCCAGUUCAAACUGGAACUGAAGGAUGUGGGAGCCACUGAAAACGGAACAGCAACAUUGCGUUGCGAGCUCACCAAAGCUGCUCCAGUGGAAUGGAUGAAGGAAGAAAAAAAAAUAAAAGGAGGUGACAAAUACCAAUUAAGACAGGAAGCGGCUGUUGCAGAGUUGGUGAUACAUGAUUUAGAUGUUGAGGAUGCCGGAUGUUACACCUGUAAAUGCGGAGACCAGAGAACUUCAGCUAUCUUGACUGUUAACGCCCUCAAGCCAGAAUUCACACGGCAGCUGAAGAAUGAGAAGGCAGAAGAGGGCGGCACAGCCAGAUUACGCUGUGAGGUCACGGUUGCUAAAGCCCCAGUGGAAUGGCGUAAAGAUGGUACAACACUUCACGCUAGUCCCAAAUAUGAAAUGAGACAGGAUGGUGGCAUCCAUGACUUACUCAUUCACAACUUGGAGCCCAAAGACAGCGGAGAGUAUUCUUGUAGCACUGGAGACCAAACCACAUUUGCCACGUUAUCUGUGAAAGAACUGGACAUCACCAUCAUCCGGGGGCUGAAAAACAUCGAGGUAUUUGAAGAGGAAGAUGCAGCCUUUGAGUGCAAAGUUUCCCAUGACAAUGCAAGGGAUGUAGAGUGGAAGUUGCAGGAUUUGCCCCUUCAGAGCAAUGAGAUGAACGAGAUCUCGGUUGAGAAAGGUGGGGUCCACAAGCUGACACUACAGAAAGUCACCCAGCAGGAUUCUGGCACAAUCACCUUCCGGGUGGGACCAUAUACCUCCACGGCAGAGCUCAGAGUGAAGGCACCACUUCCUGUCUUUAAACAAGAGCUAACUGACACAGAAUUGCAAGAAGGUAGCACGGCUUUCCUAAAAUGUGAAGUCUCUCAGCCCAACAUCUCAGUGAUAUGGAAAAAGGGCUCCGAAAUCAUUGCUCCAAGCUCCAAGUAUGAAAUCAGUCAGGAGGGAACCACCCAUAUUUUAAAGAUUUAUCAUUUAGACCCAGCGGAUUCUGGAAAGUAUACCUGUGACAUCGGUCACCAGAAAAGCACAGCAACUCUAUCAGUGGAAGCCCUUCCAGCCCUUUUUGAAAUCCAGCUGGAGAGCCAGGAAGUCAGUGAAGGGGCGACGAUCACCCUUGCCGCAGCGCUCACUAAACCCGACGUGCCCAUCCAGUGGACAAAAGGCUCUACCAGACUGCGGCCAAGUCACAAGUAUGAGAUGAGGCAAAAGGCAUCCUCUGUUGAGCUGCUCAUCCAUGAUGCCCAACUGGAGGAUUCUGGCGAUUACACCUGUGACACCGGGGAUCAGCAAACCACAGCAUCUGUGCUUGUCAAAGCUUUGCCAGUGCAUUUCAUCAAGCUGCUUGAAAAUCAGGAGGCGGAAGAGGGCAGCACUGUCACCUUGAGCUGCGAAACCUCCAGAAGGGAUGCCACUGUGCAGUGGAAAAAGCAAGGAUCACUGCUACAUUCUGGAGACAAGUACAAACUGAAGCAAGUGGGUGCUGUGGCAGAACUGACUAUUUGCAAGCUAAAUUCUGCAGACGCUGGGGACUACUCCUGUGAAACCGUGGACCAGAAGACCACUGCUUCUCUGCUGGUGAAAGAAGCACCGGCUACCAUCAAAGAAGCACUGAAAGAUCUCACCCUUACUGAAGGAGAGGAUGCUGUGUUUCACUGUGUAGUUUCUCGGGAGAAGGCGAAAGAUGUGCAGUGGAGUUUGGCAGGCGUGCCUCUCCAGUCCAAUGAAAUGAAUGAUAUUGGAGUUCAAGGGAAAACUCACACCCUCAUUCUCCGAAAAGUCACUCUCGAAGACUCUGGCACCAUCAGUUUCCGAGCUGGUCAGAAUUCAACUGAGGCUCAGUUGUUGGUGCAAGCUGCACCAAUAAUCUUCUUAAAAGAGCUGGAGAAUGCAGAAGUAGCUGAAGAUGGCAUGGCAACCUUCUGCUGUGAGAUUUCCAAACCUGGGAUCCCAGUGGAGUGGAGAAAGGGAUCAUCCAUACUCCAGCCCAGCCAGAAGUUUGAAGUCACGGUAGAAGGCACUGCCUACAUUUUGACCAUCCAUGAUGUAGUCCCUGAAGACUCAGGAGAAUAUAGCUGUAGCACAGCUGGCAAGAAAAGCACUGCCAGGCUUAAAGUUAAAGCUCUUCCUGUGCUCUUCAAACGGGGCCUGCAAAACAAGGAGGUUGAAGUAGGAAACACGGUGUCUUUGUGCUGCGAGUUGUCCAAGCCCAUGGCUCCUGUGGUGUGGAAGAAAGGGAACGUGAAGCUUCAGUCUAGUGAGAAGUAUGAGUUCAGACAAGAAGGGAACUUUGCAGAGCUUCUCAUUUAUGAUUUGGAAGUUCAGGAUGAUGGGGACUAUACCUGUGAUUCAGGAGACCAGCAGACAACUGCCACAGUGAAGGUCAAAGUGUUGCCCGUUCUCUUUGAAGAAGAGUUACAAAAUGUGGAGUCGGAAACCGGGGGGAAGGCUGUCCUGUGCGGCAAGAUCUCGAGUCCUGAUGCUCCCAUUGAGUGGCGGAAAGGGUCCCUCCUUCUGCAGCCCAGCACCAAGUAUGAGAUGAAUCAGAGAGGCACCACGGUUGAGCUGAUCAUCCAUGAUGUGGAACCUGAGGAUUGUGCCUCCUACACUUGCAGUACGGGAGAUGAACUGUCCACAGGAUCGGUUUAUGUACAAGAAGAAGAGGAAAUGCAGAUAGUUUCUGGUUUAAAGAACACAGAUGUUUUUGCCGGUGAAUCAGCUACUUUUACCUGCAAGCUCUCCCGGUCCGGAAUGCAAAAUGUACAGUGGUGGUUGGAUGGCUCCCCUCUUCACAACAGCCCUAUGAAUGAAAUCUCUGUGCAAGAUGGGAGAAUUCACACUCUGACCUUAAAAGACUUGGGUCCCGAUGAUUCAGGAACUGUGACCUUCCGGGCAGGCCCUCACAUAUCCUCGGCUAAAUUAUUAAUCAAAGAUCCAACCAUCGAGGUGGUCAGUCCCAUGCAGGACAUAACUGUUGAGGAAGACGGCACAGCAGAAUUCAUCUGCCAGUAUUCUCGGCCAGUGCAGGCCAUCUGGAAGAAGAACGACCAGCCUUUUGGGGCAGAUGACCAGCGAGUUGUGAUUGAGCAGGACUGGAACGUGGCCAAACUGAAAAUUAAGCCUGCUCUUCCUGGGGACACUGGGAUUUAUUCUUGUGAAGCUGGAGGCACCAAAGUGGUGGCUAUGCUUGAUGUGCAAGCCAAGAACACAGUCAUCCAGGGCCUGGAGAAUGUUGAUGCCAUGGAAGGAGGAGAAGCUCUGUUUGAGUGCUAUCUUUCCAAGCCAGAAUGCUACAAUUAUAACUGGCUGAUCGAUGAUGUGCCGGCAAAAACUGCUGAAAACGUUGAGAUGGUUUAUUUUGAAAAUGGGCUCCGUCAUCUUCUUCUUCUGAAGAACCUCAAAGUUCAGGACAGCUGCAGGGUGACUUUCCAGGCUAGUGAUGUGGUGACAUCUGCCUUCUUGACUGUAAAAGGAUGGCGGCUGGAAUUCUUGCAGCCGCUGCCAGAUGUCACAGUCCCUGCUGGGGAGCAAGCUGUCUUCAGUUGUGUGUUAAGUGAAGCCGUACCUGUCCACGAGGUUGCUUGGUAUAUUAAUGACAUAGAUAUCCAACCAGAUGAAAACUGGGGAAUUGAAGCAGAAGGAAAGACAUACAGACUCAUACUGAAGAAAGCUGAACUCUGCCACUGUGGAGAGAUAACUUUUGCUGCCAGAGAUGCUAUUCUUUCUGCCAAACUAACAGUCCUAGAACCUGUUGCAGUCACUCGACCUUUGGUUGACAAGUCUGCUACAGAAGGAGAGAAGGCCAGCUUACAGUGUGAAUUGUCCAGUGAGGCCCAAGAGGUGGUUUGGGUCAAAGGGAAAGAACCAAUCCAACCUGGGGGAAGAUACGAAAUCGUCUCUGAAGGCAAAAAACAGACACUCAUCAUACAUGAUUUUAAAUCUGAAGAUCAGGGGUGGUACACCUGCAUCGCUUCUCCUGAAAUCAGAACAUCUGCCAAUCUUUCUAUUGAAGUUUCCCCAGUGUCGGUGCCAAAAGAGGCUGCCGAGGAAGCACCAGGUGCAGAGGAACCAAGCAAGGUAGCUGAGGAAGAGGUCCAACCCAGCUUGCCCCCGGAAGCUGCUCUUGAAGGUGACCUCCACCUUUUGUGGGAAGCUCUUGCCAAGAAGCGGAGGAUGAGUCGGGAGCCAACCCUGGAUUCGAUCAGCGAGCUGCCUGAAGUAGAUGACAAACUUCAGAAACGGAAGAAGGAGGAAGCUGAGGUAACCCAGUACUACUCGGAGGAAUAUUCUACGUGUGACGAAUCGGCAAAGGCUGGAGAAGCAGACCUUUCCGUUACGAGUUCGGAUGACGAAUCCCAGGCGGGAACACCUUCCUUGAUCAAGUACCUGAAGAAGGCUGGGUCAUUGACUGUUAGCAUCAGUAGCAAAGCCCAGGCCUCCGCAGAGGAAGUCCCUCGAGAGUGGGAGAAGGCAGCCGGCGAGCCACCUCCUCCUGCUAAGCAAGCCGAAAUGGAGAUAGCAGAAGGAGACUUGGAUGACCCUUCCGUGUCCCAAGCUGCUGUGAAAAUCCAAGCUGCUUUCAAAGGGUACAAAGUGAGGAAGGAAAUCAAGCAGCAGGAACGCCCAGUCUUUGUCGAAACCUUCAAGGACUUCACUGGCAAGGCAGGAGACACCCUCCAUUUGGAAUGUGUGGCCCACAGCAAAACUGACAUGAAGGUCAGCUGGCUGAAAGAUGGGAGUGAAAUUUUGGAUGGGCGGCAUUACCACAUAGACAGUUACAGUGAUGGAACAUGCUCCUUGAUCCUUGCUGGCCUUGACAUGAGCGACAUGGGCAAGUAUACUUGUGAAGCAUCCAAUAAAUUUGGUAAGGCCUCCCAGAGCGCCAGGGUGACCGUCCAACCCCAGGCACCAUCCCGCAAGCAAAGACCUGCCCAGAAGCUUCCCGAGAGCGAAUCGGAAAGCUCCUCUGGCAGCGAGUUGGAUGAUGCCUUCCGUAAAGCUGGAAGGAGGCUACACAAGCUGUUCAAGUCAAAAAUUUCCACAGAGAUCUCAGAUGUGGAAGAGGAGCUUUUUGUCAGUGCCGAUGAGGGAGAGAUAGAGGCAGUGGAUCAUCAGGCCUACCGUGAAGAUGAACGCUACAUCUAUAUCAAGUUCGAAGUUCGCUCCGAGGCCAAAACAGCUGCUGGCCGAUUUCGGGAGAUGUUUGCUGCUAUGGGCAUUCCCGUUGAGAUUGACAUUUUGGACCAGGGUCCGAAAAAGAUAGAGUUGCGUAUUGGGAAAGCCACCUCACCUCCUCCAGGACAGUUGCGGACCUUGGUUCAACGACCACCACCUCCUUUGCUAACAUCUGAUACCGCUCCUGUCUUCAUAACUGAGCUUCAAAACCAAGAGGUACAGGAUGGUUACCCAGUCAGUUUUGACUGUGUUGUUAUCGGCAAGCCAAUGCCUACUGUUCGGUGGUUUAAGGAUGGCCGAGUUAUUGAAGAGGAUGACCACUUCAUGGUCAAUGAGGAUCAGGAAGGAUGUCAUCAGUUGAUCAUCACUGCUGUGGUCCCUCUUGACAUGGGUGUCUACCGUUGCCUGGCUGAAAACAGCAUGGGGGUGUCUUCAACGAAAGCUGAGCUGCGAGUAGACUUAACCAGCACCGACUAUGAUACAGCAGGAGAUGCAACAGAGACCUCAUCGUACUACAGUGCCAAAGGUUAUCUCUCCAGCCGGGAACAAGAAGGAGUGGAAUCCACAACAGAAGAGGAACAGCUGCCCCAAAUCAUGGAUGAACUUCAUGAUAUUCAUGUAGUACCUGGAGCUCCUGGAGCCAAAUUCCAUUUAAAGGUGAAAGGUUUCCCAGAGCCACGUCUCUACUGGUUCAAAGAUGGUCAGCCAUUGCAUACAACCGAUCGACUCCGAAAGACAGACACCCAAGAGUUUCACGCUCUUGAAGUUCUCAAUGUCACCAAGGAGGACGAUGGCCAGUACUCAGUAUUCAUCACCAACUCUGCUGGUUCUGCAUAUUCAGCAGCCAGACUCCUGGUCACAGGAGCUGGUGAGGAUGGAAAAGCAAAAACAGACAUUCAUGAACAGCUAAUGCCACCAAGAUUCCUGGAAAGAUUUACCAACAAGAAAGUGAGGAGUGGUGUCAGCAUCACCCUUUCAGUGAAGGUGGAAGGGACCCCACCACCCUCAGUAACAUGGUUGAAGGAAGAAUCCCAAGGAGAAGACAUCCUCUGGAUCAAGUCAGACACUCCAGGUUAUAAACUGGCCAGUUCCAACAUGCAUCAUAGCCUCAUCUUAUUGGAUGUGGAAAAGACAUAUAGUGGAAACUAUACUUGCAUCGCCUCCAAUCAGGCUGGUCAAUCUAUCUGCAGUGCCUCACUAGAAGUCUUGGAUGUGAAAGAGGCUGAAUCUCUGACUCAGGAGCGUGUGAUGGUAACAGAGGCCAUCAUGGCAUCAAUUGGGUAUGAAGACAGCAAAGGGAAACAAGACCAUGGGGAGCACAUGGAAGGUGAAACAGUUCAGGGCCACAUUUCUCUCGCCAAAGUGGGGACUGAGGAAUUUCUCCAGAAACUGACAUCGCAGAUCACGGAAAUGGUGUCUGCAAAGAUAAGUCAAGCUUCCCUUCAAGUUCCUGGAGCUGAUAGCGACGAUGAAUCAAAGACACCAUCGGCAUCUCCACGGCAUGGCAGAUCCAGGCCUUCCUCGACUGUUCAGGAAUCUUCCUCUGAAUCUGAUGAAGGGGAUGCAAGGGGAGAGAUUUUUGACAUCUACAUGGUAAUUGCUGACUAUACCCCAAUGGGUGCUGACCGUGAAACCAUCACUCUGAAGGAAGGACAAUAUGUGGAGGUCCUAGACUCUGCUCAUCCUCUGAAGUGGUUGGUCAGGACCAAACCCACCAAGUCAAGCCCAUCCAGACAAGGUUGGGUUUCUCCAGCCUACUUGGAUAAGAAGUUAAAGCUCUCUGCUGAGUGGGGUAUCCCAGAUAUUCCAGAGUUCCCAGGAGAAUCUGUUUCAGAGGAUGAAUAUAGAAAGAAAUUAAGCCUUAUCACCCAAGACUUGCUGCACGCAGAGGAGGAGUUUGUCAAAGAUUUGCAGUUCCUCCAAGCUCACCACAUCCAGUUCACGGAGACUUGCCCUGCUGUCCCCACUGCUGUGUCCAGCCAGAAGCUCGUCAUCUUCAGAAAUAUCACCGACAUAGUGCACUUUCAUUCCAACACCUUCUUCCCAGAGCUUCAGAAGUGUGACACUGAUGAUGAUGUGGCCAUGUGUUUCAUUAAAAAUGAAGGAGAAUUUGACAAAUACAUCCCAUACUUGGUGGGCCGCGUUCAAGCCGAGUCUAUUGUGGUCAGCAAAGUGGUUCAGGAGUUUUAUAAGCGAUACACAGAGGGAACAUUAGCCAGCGAGGAUCCUUCUCAGCCACCGAUACUUCCUCUGCAACACUAUCUAGAGAGACCAAUAAACCGGAUCCAGAAAUAUCAAACAGCAAUCAAGGAGAUGAUCCGAAACAAAGCAAGGAAUACUCAGAAUUGUGCCCUUCUGGAACAGGCUUAUGCAAUUGUCUCCGCGCUCAACAGACGAGCAGAAAACAAUCUUCACAUCUCUCUCAUAGAGAACUACCCAGGGACUCUGGAAAUAUUAGGGGAGCCCAUCCGCCAGGGGCAGUUCAUUGUGUGGGAAGGAGCUCCAGGGGCCCGCAUGGGUUGGAAGGGUCACAAGCGACACGUGUUCCUCUUCAGAAGCUACCUUCUCGUGUGCAAGCCAAAACGAGACACUAAGACAGAUACUUACAGCUACAUCUUCAAGAACAUGAUGAAGCUAUCACACAUCGAUGUUAAUGAUCUAGUUGAAGGAGAUGACCGGGCGUUUGAGAUUUGGCACGAACGGGAAGAUUCAGUCCGCAAGUACCUCUUCCAAGCUAGGACCGUCAUCAUCAAAAACUCAUGGGUGAAGGAAAUCUGUAGCAUCCAGCAACGUAUCAGUCUCCCUGUAUGGGAUCCACCAGAUUUUGAGGAGGAACUGGCCGACUGUACAGCUGAACUGGGUGAAACUGUCAAGUUAGCUUGCCGAGUCACAGGAACCCCCAAACCAGGUGUCACCUGGUAUAAAGAUGGGAAGCCGGUAGAAGGGGAUCUUCAUCACAUCAUCAUUGAAGAUCCAGAUGGCUCUUGCAGUUUGAUCCUUGACAACCUGACCGGAGUUGAUUCAGGGCAAUACCUGUGCUAUGCUGCUAGUCCAGCAGGCAGUGCCAGCACCCUUGGGAAAAUUCUUGUUCAAGUGCCUCCCCGAUUCCUGAACAAGAUGAAACACACCUAUUACGCUGACGGCGAAGACACACAGUUUACAUGCACCAUUGAAGGGGCGCCUUACCCACAAAUCAGGUGGUAUAAAGAUGGGAAUCUCCUCACCGAUCCAAACAAACACCAGAGCUUUAGUGAGCCACGAAGUGGCGUCAUUGUCCUGGUUAUCAAAAGUGCCUGCAAGGGCGAUGAAGGUUUCUAUGAAUGCGAACUGAUAAACAGGUUAGGGAUGGCAAAGGGUGGUGCCCAUCUUUAUCACCAGAGCGCAGCAGCCUUGGCUCAAGAGAAGAGACCAGAGCAAGCCAUUACAAUUGAAGUCACUGAACAAGAAACUAAGGUGCCCAAGAAAACCAUCAUCAUAGAGGAAACAAUCACCACGGUCGUGAAAAACCCAAGGACAAGGCAGAAGCUAUCUCCUGCCCAUCCACUGACAGGCUAUGCUCCUUCUCGCUCUCCGGGAUCAGAGUUUGCAACACCUGAGCCAAUUUAUGUGAGCAAGAUUAGACAGCCUGGUUCCAGGCAUGACACCGAGGCAAUGGGGAAGGCUGCCAUUCCUACUCGUUUUGUGACUGACCCUGAAGAGAGACAAGGGGUGGCAACCCGGAGUAUCACUGUAGAAACCACUCUGGAAGAACAGCAGCCUAAAUGGGUUGAAGUGGAAGAAAUAAUUGAAUUCAACGUUAAGAAGCUGACCCAGAUUCCAAGGAAGAGAGGUGCAUCUCCUGUGAGAUCAGAAAAGGAUGAAUCUGUGUCAGGUUAUGCUCGGCCUGGCGCCAGACCCAAGCAUUCCUCUGAAGAUGAUCCAAACAUGAAUAAUUCAAACAAUAAACGAGUUGAGCAGGCUGAAUCUUCUGUGUCCCAAGAUGUUAAAGUAUCUGGAGAUAACUACAAAGGAGGACCAAUGGACAACAAAAAUGAAAGCUCUUGUGUGGAGCUAGAAGGCAGGAGACAUCUACAUGAAUCCAGCAACCAGGCUGACUCAUCUGAGGCUUCCUCUCUGGGUGAAACGUUUGAAACAUCUGGGAUGGGCAUUCGGCUCACCCAUGUUGAGGAUUAUGCUGUUGAGGACCCCUUAGCCUCUACACAAGAUGAGGUUCUUCCAGAGAAAAAAGUUGUAAUAGAUGAACCAGUUCAAGGAGAACUACCUAAUCUUGGGAACCGAGAAGUCAAAAUCCUUACUCGUAAUGGGAAAGUGUUAACUUUAGAGGACCUUGAAGAUUAUGUCCCUAAAGAAGGAGAGACAUACAAAUGUGGCCAUCUUAAUUCUGAAGAAGACAAGCCUUCUGAAUUGCAGGAGCCUACUGGUAAAACUGAAGCAGAAAGCGACACAUUGUCCCGUCAAGCAGACACCACCCUCCGAGAUGAGAGCGUUUAUGAACAUACUGUUCCCCCUGCAAAGGUCCUCCAAAUGAUGGCUGAAGUGGAGUGGUUCAGGAGUGAAAGAGCAGAGGACAUCUCGGAUUUAGCAGGGGAAGCUCCUGAGCGCAUCGCAGAGAAACCCUGUGUAGAUAAAACAGGAGAAAAGAGUGCCACAAGUCCACCAUACAUGCAGGUGCCCCUUGAAGACGUCCAGGUUCGGUGUGGGGAAAUGGCCAAGUUCCACGCCAUCAUUGAAGGCAAUCCUCAGCCGGUUGUCGGAUGGUUUAAGGGUAUUUCCUUGUUGCUAGGCAGUGAAAGAAUCUACCAGUUCAACAAAGGCACAAGCUACUCUUUGAUCUUAUACAACACUCGAGCAGAAGAUGGUGGCGUCUACACUUGCAUGGCUAAAAAUAUGGGAGGCGAAGUUCUAUGCAAGGCGGAGCUUGUCGUGCAGGAAGACAAGAAAAGCCAAGAGGCAAAGAAGCGAAGCCCAAGAAGGAAACUUCAUUCUUUCUAUGAGGUUAAACAGGAAAUAGGCAGGGGUUCCUUCAGCAUUCUCAAGAAAGUUAUCCAUAAAGGCAACCGUGUGCCCUGUGCAGCCAAAUUCAUCCCCCUGCGAAGCCGAUCGAGGGAACAGGCCUAUCGGGAGAGAGAUAUUCUAGUCCAGCUCUCCCAUGACAGAAUCACCCAGCUGCUGGACCAGUUUGAAACACGGAAAACCUUAAUCCUUAUUUUGGAAUUAUGUUCCAAUGAAGAGCUUCUGGACCGCCUGUACAAGAAGAACAUGGUGACGGAAGCAGAGGUCAAAUUCUAUAUCAAACAGCUUCUAGAAGGGAUUCUGUAUCUUCACAAAAAUGAAAUACUACAUUUGGAUAUCAAGCCCUCAAACAUUUUGAUGGUUCACAAUGACAGGGAUGACAUUAAGAUCUGCGAUUUUGGCUUCUCUCAAAAGAUAAAUCCGUUUGAGCCUCAGUAUAGCACAUAUGGGUCUCCUGAGUUUGUCUCACCUGAAAUUCUCUCCCAGUCACCAGUGACAACAGCAUCUGACAUCUGGCCAGUUGGAGUUAUUUGCUAUUUAAGCUUGACGUGCAAAUCUCCAUUUGCUGGGGAAAAUGACCAAGCAACCCUGCUUAAUGUCCAGCAUGGGGUCAUUUCAAGGGAUAGCUCCGACUGGGAUCAUUUGAGCAAAGAAGCAAAGGAUUUUAUCUCAGAGAUACUUCAGCCAGCUCCAGGAACCAGACCAAGUGCUCUGGAGUGCCUGUCCCACACGUGGUUUGCUCACAACCCCUCUCCUGAAGAUGCUCAUUUUAUAGAUACGAAACAGCUCAAUUUUUUUGUAUCCCGAAGCAGAUGGCAGCGGUCUCUUAUGAGCUAUAAGUCGGUGCUUGUAAUGAGACCCAUCCCAGAAAUCCUGGAAAAGCGUCAUAAAAACACCUCUCUUGGCAUCUCCCGGCAGCUGGUAGAAGAAAGCAGUUCCUCCAGCACCAGUGGGUCAUCUUCAGACAAUGAAAUUUCAGUCUCCUCAGGAAGAAAACCAUUCGGUCCCAUUCCAGAACUUCAUUUAUCUGUGCUAGAGGGACCAGAUUAUCCAGAAUAUGAAGAAUUUGGAGCUGAAGUUAAAAUUCCUGAAGACGCCGUGCAACCAGCCAAAACCACAAGACUGAAAGAAACUUCAGCGAAGAGACAGCUGGAUGGACAGCCUGUGCAAGAACGAGAAGCAUCAGUGUACCAGGAGCCUGAGACACAUGGCAGAGGAUUGUUUGAGUUGGCUUCAUUGCAAGAUAAAGCUGGACUGUUGCUACCAGAAGAAGGCAGAAUGGAAAGAUCUCCAGGAUGUGUCCCGAGACACAGUGUCAUAAAAAGUACUUUUUACAGUCAACCAUCUGACAGUCUGACAGAUGUUCCCUCCUCCCCAGGGAAAGAGCAAAGAAAACAGCUAGAAAGAGCGAAGAGAUCUUACAGGAAAGCGGGAUAUUCGAAGUCCGCUCUAAGCGGCCUACGGGAACCCCUGCUAGAGCAGUUUGAAUUUGGCGGGGAAGGAGGAUCAUUAGCGGAUACAGAGUUUGGGAAGGGCAGAGAAGGAGGCAGUGGUCCCCUAAUGACUAAAUCAGCUUCUUUUGAUACUGCUCAGAAAUCACCAAAAGUUACUUUCCAAGUCUCCACCAGAAGCCGUUCUUUGGAUGACUACAGAAUAAGAGCUACAGGCUUUGCUGAGGAGCAGGGUAUUGCAGAAGAGGACAUGGACCUCAUUCCCCAGGGCAGUCUGGCAGAAGUAACUCAUCUAAGGGAUGGAAACUCCUCUGCAACAAGAACUAGGGAGGGUUUCUCUGAGGAGCAGCCAAUGUUAGUCAUACCUGAUGACAAGGAAGGCUCCAAUUUGAGCCUUCAGCAGCAAGAAAAGGCCUUGGUUUCAGCACAGGGCCCUGAAAAAGGUGAGGAUUUACUUCAGAAACAGAAGGCACCUCUUUUUGAGGGAAGGUCUCUUCAAGGCAGGGAAGACCUGAUUCUAGCUGCUCAGCAGACAGGUUUAGCUCCAGGGUUGGCCCCAAAAUGUGAAACUGAGGAGGGGCAGGCUUCCUUGUCUUCUACUCACAGGGAUACAGGAGCCAUUUUUCAGAAAGGAGAAAGCUCUAUUUUGAGAGGGACACAAUCAGAGACGACCAGCUUAGUGUCUCAGGACAGCAAGGAGGAAAAACUGUCCUAUGAGACAAAACCAAGUUCUCCCAAGAGUGAAGAAGGCCGUACACCUCAACAGGAGGAAAGCCUUCCUCUUCUGAAAUCUGUUCCUUUUCACAUCACUCAUGUUCAGGCAGAAAAACAACUUGCUGGUGCUCCAGACAAGAGUCCAAAAGGCCUGCAGACUGUGGCAGUGCAUGAAGGCCAUUCACCUGGGUAUCCAAAGCCUUUGGUUUACCCUGAAACACAAACAGUGGAGAGUAGAAGUUCAAGUUCUCCUGUUUUGCACACUGACAUUUCUGCCUCCUCUAUCCCUGUAGAGAAGGAGCAGCAAAUUCCAUCCCAGAAACCCUCAGGACUCAGCUUGGCUAAGUCAGCGAAGCUAGAGAAGAAAGACCUGGAGAAUUUAAAUAUUCCUGAAGCACAAAUGGCCUCAUCUUCAGUCUCUGGGGGUGCAAAACAGAAGCAUGUACAUCAGUUGCCCCUUGCACACACUGAAAGGAAGCUACCAGGAGCCACCUCCGUAUCCAUACUUCCUGGAGAAACCCAGAUGGCCUCACUUCCAAAGCCCUCCAUUUACCCAGAAGGAGAGCCUCUUCUCAAGGAAGUUCAGCGCUCUCCUCAACAAGCAGAAACCCUGACUUCUGCCUGUGAAAGUCGGGAUCGGGGGCACGGAAAGUCUCUGAAGACCAGUGAAUUUGCUUCAGUCAUCCCAAAGGGUCAAAGACCACAAGUCAAAACAGAUCUUACGUCGGUCUUUGAAGCUGAAAACCAGGAGCUCUACCACGACCUGCCAUCUGCUCCUAGUGAGGUCAAGUCAGCUAUCCCCAAGGGCCAAACACCCUCUCUAGCAGGCUUUUCUCAAGCAAAAAUGGCCCCAACUUCAGUCUCUGAGAGUGCAAAACAGAAGCAUUUUCAUCAACUGCCCCUUGCACACACUGAAAGGAAGCUACCUGUUGUAAAAGGUGAAGGUCCUGUUCAUCCAGAGAUGAUCCCCAUGGGAGAAAGCCAGCACCCUUCACGACAGGAGUCUUCUGUUUACAGCAGACCCCCUUCUAGUGCCCCGGGAAGCACUGCUUCCUUUAUUCAAGCAGCUUUCCAACCAGGAGCCACCUCUGUAUCCAUACUUCCUGGAGAAACCCAGAUGGCCUCACUUCCAAAGCCCUCCAUUUACCCAGAAGGAGAGCCUCUUCUCAAGGAAGUUCAGCACUCUCCUCAACAAGCAGAAACCCUGACUUCCGCCUGUGAAUGUCGGGAUCGGGGACACGGAAAGUCUCUGAAGACCAGUGAAUUUGCUUCAGUCAUCCCAAAGGGUCAAGGACCACAAGUCAAAACAGAUCUUACGUCGGUCUUUGAAGCUGAAAACCAGGAGCUCUACCACGACCUGCCAUCUGCUCCUAGUGAGGUCAAGUCAGCUAUCCCCAAGGGCCAAACACCCUCUCUAGCAGGCUUUUCUCAAGCAAAAAUGGCCCCAACUUCAGUCUCUGAGAGUGCAAAACAGAAGCAUUUUCAUCAACUGCCCCUUGCACACACUGAAAGGAAGCUACCUGUUGCAAAAGGUGAAGGUCCUGUUCAUCCAGAGAUGGUCCCCAUGGGAGAAAGCCAGCACCCUUCACGACAGGAGUCUUCUGUUUACAGCAGACCCCCUCCUAGUGCCCCGGGAAGCACUGCUUCCUUUAUUCAAGCAGCUUUCCAACCAGGAGCCACCUUCGUAUCCAUACUUCCUGGAGAAACCCAGAUGGCCUCACUUCCAAAGCCCUCCAUUUACCCAGAAGGAGAGCCUCUUCUCAAGGAAGUUCAGCGCCCUCCUCAACAAGCAGAAACCCUGACUUCCACCUCUGAAAGUCGGGACUGGGGGCAUGGAAAGUCUCUGAAGACCAGUGAAUUUGCUGCAGUCAUCCCAAAGGGUCAAAGGCCACAAGUCAAAACAGAUCUUACGUCGGUCUUUGAAGCUGAAAACUGGGAGCUCUACCACCACGUGCCAUCUGCUCCUAGUGAGGUCAAGUCAGCUAUCCCCAAGGGCCAAACACCCUCUCUAGCAGGCUUUUCUCAAGCAAAAGUGAGGCCUUUUUCAACCUCUGAGGAAAGAAUCCUCGUAACUGUAAAGAAAACACCAUAUUCCAUUGGAGAAGGAAGAAGCAAGGAGCACACGAUGCAUGAAAAGCUCUCUCUGUACAGCGACCCAGAGUCUCAAGCUCUGGAAAACUUAGCGGAGGAGAUGGCUUCCCUUUCUAAAGCAACACCUCCUUUGGCAGAGUCAGUCCCUGCUGCAGAAGGCUCAAAGAGACAUAUUGCACCACAAGGAGAGAUGUUUUAUCAAGAUUCACCUGGGCAAGCAGUAAGACCAAAAGGCAGGUAUCUUGUGCGCAGAGGAAAAAGAGAAGGAGGCAUUGGCCUAGCAGAUCCUACAGAAGCAGAUAUUAUAUAUCCUGGGGAAGAAGACUAUUUCAGUGCCCAGUCUCACCUGAGCAAGAAAGGCAGGAUGUCAUCUCCUUAUGAAGGCCAAGGCCGGGAUUAUACAGGUGCAGAAACAUCCACACCAUCUCUGUUUGAUAGAUUGUCCUACUAUGCUGGCCGCCAAGGAAGUAAUCGGAUGUAUGAAAUUGCCCUUGUGCAGAUCCAGGACCUCUCAGAGUUGCCUCGUCCUGAUAGCAAGACAGCAAAAUUUGAUAUCUCCGAAGUGGAGCCAGCCUUCCUCAACCUGCACGAACUCUAUGACAUUGUAUAUUCCCCAUUUGAGUUCCUUAGCUUCCGGAAAGCUCCUGAGAAGCUACCCAGCAAGAGGCAUUUGCCACCUGGAUUCAAACUUCAUUCUCAGCAGGAUAAAAAAAUAUGUCUCAGGGAAGAUAAUUUGCAAGGUGAGGCUAUCAGGGAACCUUUCGGAGAAGGAGAAAAAGGUGCCCUCAAGGUGGAGAUAGGUCCAGAACCGACCAUAGCACCACGAAUAGGGAAAAGGUCUGACUCAGAAGGUGAUCUACCAGUUGGGUCCCAGCAAAUGUAUGAUCUCCCAUCAGAUCCAACUAGGAAGAGGAAAAGUUCUCUGCAGAGUGCAUUAGGACUCUUUAAGCCCAUUGUCCGGUCUCAGUCCAUGGAGCAGGUGGAGCAAAGUCUGAAGAAGAGGAUGAAAGCAUCAGUGGCCCACUUUUCGAGAAUGUUGUCGAGAAAAUUGUCCAGUGAGGAACACAGGGAAGACUCUGAGGAGCGCAAGAGUGAGCAAGCAGAGAGAACAUCCUCGACUGAGCCUUCACCAGCCUCAAAAAAGAAAUCAGUGUUCUCUUCAUUUACCCUUCCAAGCCUCAAGACAAAGGACAAAGGACCCUUUUUUGCAGAAGAGCUAGCUGAUCAGACAGUUGCAAUUGGACAAUCUCUGGCCCUCUCCUGCCGGACCUCUGCCCAUUCCUUCUCUCGCGUCGAAUGGUUCAAAGACGGAGCAGGAAUUUGCAGCACAGACCGGAUCCUAAUUUCACCUACCCUGAAACGCUUCCAGCUUUUAACCGUGUUAUCUGCCACAAUGGAAGACUUUGGCACAUACACCUGCACGGCUACCAGUUCCCACGGCACUGUGUCCACCUCCUGCACAAUAAGGAAAGCAGAGGCACCUUCAAAUCCACCAUCUCCCGACAUCCUCGAGGUGCUUGAAGACGGCGUGCAGCUGGCCUGGGAGCCGGUGGAACUCAACACCCCAGUGACCUACAGCGUUCUGUGCAAGAAGGAUGAUGGAGAAUGGAAGACUCUAGCCAGUGACAUCCUGGACUGCCGUUACACAGUUGAACAUCUUCCUCGGGGUCUGGUGUACUCCUUCCGCAUUGCCUGCGUGAGCCCGGCUGGCGUGGGUCCGUAUAGCUACCCAACUCCCAAAGUGAAAAUUGGUGAACAAGAUCAAGCAGCUUUCCCAGCGUCUCAGGACGGAGAGGACAAAAUGACAGCACAGGCAACGCAGCACCAGACGUACGCCUUCCAGACAGAGAUUAAGAGAGGACGUUUCAGCAUCAUCAAACAAUGCCAAGAGAAGUUCAGCGGAAAUCCUUUGGCCGCCAAAAUCAUCCCCUAUAGGCAAGAAGAGAAAGAAGUCGUACUGCAGGAGUACCAGAUCCUGCGAAAACUCCACCACACCAACAUAGGGCAGCUGCAGGGCGCCUACGUGAGUCCACGCCAUCUUGUGCUGAUUAUGGAGCUCUGCGUGGGGCCCGAGCUCCUUCAUGCCUUGGCUGGAAGGUCUUCCUAUUCAGAGGUGCAAGUCAGAGACUACCUCUGGCAGAUUCUCAGUGCCGUUGAGUACCUUCACAAGCAGGAUAUCCUCCAUUUGGAUCUAAGGUCUGAGAAUAUGAUUAUUGUCGAGCCAAACCUUCUGAAGCUUUUGGACUUUGGCAAUGCACAGUUCUAUGUGCCAGACCAAAUCAUAACCUUGGAUGGAAGUGCAGAUUACGUGGAAACCAUGGCUUCAGAACUCCUAUCUGAUAAGGGAGCGGUCCCACAGACAGACAUCUGGGCGAUUGGCGUGACGGCUUUCAUCAUGCUGAGCGCCGAGUAUCCCGUCAGCCCCGAGGCUGCCUGUGACUUUGGAAGGCUGGUCAAGCGAGGCAAAAUCCGACUCAACAAAUGUUAUGCGGGCCUUUCUGGGGGUGCCAUCAACUUUCUCCAAAGCACACUCUCCUUUAAUCCAUGGAGAAGACCAACAGCAACAGAAUGUCUUCAGUCUUCAUGGCUGCAAGAGACCGGCUUGGAUGAACACCAGCAAGCCACGGUUACUUUCUCCACCGCCAAGCUGAGGAAUUUUGUGGCUGAACGAGAGAGGAAAAGGGCACUGCUCUGUUCAAAGUACGGUGUAAUGGCUGUGUAGCAAGUGCAACCUGCAUUCAAUCUCUUUCUGGCUGUCCAUGACUCACUGACUCCUGUGAACGUCAGUGCUGAGUUUUGGAGAUCUACUUUAUUAUAUUUUCUGAUUUCUGAUCCAAAAAGCAAUGAUUUUUAAGAUGCAGACUGCCGGGCAUCAGAGGCUGGCGGGUUUAGAUGUUUCCAAUAACCAGGGAAGAGAA
Molecule: messenger RNA, 29896 nt
Organism: Candoia aspera
Lineage: Eukaryota; Metazoa; Chordata; Lepidosauria; Squamata; Candoiidae
Gene: OBSCN
Product: obscurin, cytoskeletal calmodulin and titin-interacting RhoGEF
Exons: 113
Coding region: 1-29700 (9899 amino acids)
Biological process (GO): protein phosphorylation
Molecular function (GO): protein kinase activity; protein binding; guanyl-nucleotide exchange factor activity
Source: RefSeq, a predicted model, not a curated record